This is a messenger RNA of Cyprinus carpio (common carp), 1535 nucleotides long. RefSeq names its product cyclin-dependent kinase 4 inhibitor C-like. Gene Ontology annotation, molecular function: cyclin-dependent protein serine/threonine kinase inhibitor activity; protein kinase binding. NCBI's taxonomy places the organism in Eukaryota, Metazoa, Chordata, Actinopteri, Cypriniformes, Cyprinidae. Gene Ontology annotation, cellular component: nucleus. The record is from RefSeq and is a predicted model, not a curated record. Gene Ontology annotation, biological process: negative regulation of cell population proliferation; regulation of cyclin-dependent protein serine/threonine kinase activity.
CUGUUUUCUCCGCUGGUUCCGAUGGUUUCGGUAGGACGAUAUUAAUGUGGGUGGACCUUGGCGCAUAUCCAACGGAUAUUUUUAGGGGGCCGCAGGAUCGGACUAUUUACUACAGCUCUGUAGUACUUUUUACAUAUAAACCAGCAGACUUUUUUUUUCAAACGCAAGCACCAGAGAUAUUCUACCUCCUUUGUCAGGAUACAAUGGCCGAGGACACAGCUAUAGAUAGGCUGAGCACUGCAGCUGCGAUUGGAGAUCUGAGAGAAAUUGAACAGACACUGCAACUCAACGUGAACGUUAAUGAGAAGAACAAGUACGGGAGGACACCAUUGCAGGUGAUGAAGCUUGGCUGCCCGUGCGUAGCGGAGGCGCUGCUUCGAGCAGGCGCCGACCCAAAUGCUCGCGAUCCUAUACUACGACUGACUGUCAGUCACGACGCCGCGCGAGACGGGUAUCUGGACACUCUACGGGUGCUCGCGCAGAAUGGUGCUGAUGUCAAUCUCCCUGACAACGACGGCAACCUGCCUCUGCAUCUGGCGGCGCGGGAGGGACACCUGGAUGUCGUACAGUAUCUCGUGUCUGACUGCAGCACGCCGCCUUUUCUGCCUAACGCGAAAGGUUACACGCCUCGUGACCUGGCUUUCAUGCACAAAAAACACAGAACUAUGGAGUGGUUAGAGAACAUUGCGCCUUCACAAUCCAGCUAGAGAUUAUGACUAUGGGCCUGUGUGUUUUGUUGUGUAACAGAGGUAGCAGACAAAUGCUGAAUGAUUUAUUGCAUUCCAUACCAUUCAGCAAACUACCUCUUAAUGCAUUGUAAAAUAUUGGGCUCAGGGGCUUGUCUUUUCUUUUCUUUUAUUUUUUUUUUAUUUUUCUUUUUUUUUUUUUUGUGAAUAACAAUUAAAAUUUCAGUUGACCUUGCAUGUAUUUCACAUUACACCCAAUUUCGACUGGCUAAAUUGAUUUUUAUUUUUUUAUGAGAUAUUUUUCAGGUCAUUUUCAAGUCUCCGUUUUUUUUUUUUUGUAUAGAUAAUUUCUUUCACUAACUUUCAGCCAUGUUACACCUGUCCUAUAUGUUCUGAAUUAUAACAACAACAAAAAAAGAUAACCUAAAUUAACUGAUGUGCUCAAAGAAACCAAUCUCCUUUUUAUUAAAGUAUUGCACUAUAAUGGUCAAAAUCAACUUAACCCCUGACUGCUCUGUUUUUGUUGUGUUUAGUUUUAUCACAUUGAACUUGCACUUUUGCUUGUAAUUAAUGGCUUUUAACUUUUGAAUUACUGUGAAAGAUUGUCUUUUGUCGCAUUGAAAAUAUUAAAACCUUGCUAAAUAACCAAAGACAGCUGUUAAACGGUUUCGAUAUGUUUUCAUGACGUUGUGUGUUUAACUCUGGCCUCGUGUCACUGAAAUACGGGUAGGCCUAGAAAACAUUUAUGAGACUGUAUUAAAAACAUGAAAUAUAAUGGGUUGAGCAUUGAUAAGUGUUGUCUGAUGUUGUCAAAUGUUUCAAACAGAGAAAUAAAACGCUGUGACGUUG